UACACGCAUGUAUAGAUUCACAUACAUCCAAAAACAUCGUAGUAGUAGUAGUAGUAGCAGCAGCAGCAGCAGCAGCAGCAGCAGCAGCAGCAGCAGCAAUAGUAGCAGCAGUUGUAGUAGUAGAAUUUUUAAAAAAUGUACAAUUCUAUCACAAAUCAAUCAAGUAAUUAUGUCACGGGUCAGGCAAACAAUUUUUUUACACCAUUUCCCAGAUGUAACGAAUUAAGUUGCCAAACUCCAGAGAUAAAAAACCAGAAAGACAUCACAUUCUCUUGUAAUUAACCCCGGGUCAUGUAUGACCCGCCUAUAAACGACAUGAAUAUUCAUCAACAAAGUGACGAGAGUAUGCUUCCCAGUGACGAGUUGAAAGACGAUAAUUCAGCAGGCGUUGUCAUCUCUGCAGGCAUCAACCUGUAUAAAGGGAGCCAAUUAUCAGAGGAGAGUAUGACGGAUACAGACACGUAUGAAAAUGUAGAACCAGUAAAAAAGAAUGAUUCAACACCUGUUGAGACAGAUGCUGAGAAAACCACAAUGGGUGAAUCUGUAAAGAAGAGUGAGUCAUUUUUACAGAAACUCAAUAAUAUACCAAGCCUGUUGAAGAAGAAAAAGUCAGAGGCAAAAGAUGAGCCGCAAAGUUUCCAGAUUCCAGCGAGUGGUAACAUUAUUGAAUUCAACGUCGAAGAGAUGUGCCAGUUUUUCUCCUGCUUCAACGUGAGCCAAAAUUUGUUAGAAACUCUCCGUAAAAGGAAGGUAAACGGGGAACGCUUUUCAAGAAUCACAGAUACAGAAUUGAGCAAUAUGAGACUCAACAAUGCCGUAAUUUGCUAUUUUAGGAGUAAAUGUAAAAAGAAUGCGAAUAACUUCAUGCUAUAAAUUUUAAUUUCUCCAAA
Molecule: messenger RNA, 890 nt
Organism: Octopus sinensis (East Asian common octopus)
Lineage: Eukaryota; Metazoa; Mollusca; Cephalopoda; Octopoda; Octopodidae
Exons: 4
Coding region: 292-873 (193 amino acids)
Source: RefSeq, a predicted model, not a curated record